CCUCCAUCUACCCAUAUUAAUCAAAACUACAGAAGUCAGCUGAUCGUCCUGUACGUGAUAGGAAACAUUGAAUGGUGUAGUUUCACCCUUCACGUCAGCGUAGAUCACGAAAAUAUGAAUGAAAAUCGAAUGGACAAUGACAGUAUGAAAGAAGAAACUGUCCUCUUACUCGAGCCGUUUUACGGGGGAUCACAUAAGCAACUUGUAGACACUUUAAUUGAUGGUUUAAAUAAUGGAGAGGAUAUUAAGUCAACAUUCUUAAUAUCCUUGCCAGCAAAAAAGUGGCACUGGAGGGCCCGGACUAGUGCACUGUACAUAUCACAAACAAUACCAAGAAAACAUAAUUUCAAGACUGUGUUUGCCAGCUGUGUACUGAAUCUUGCUGAGCUGGUUGCAUUACGUCCAGAUCUGUCAAAUACCAGGAAGAUUGUCUACUUUCAUGAAAAUCAACUGGUAUAUCCUAUUCGAAAGGAGAAGGAACGAGACUUUCAAUAUGGGUACAAUCAAAUCCUAACCUGUCUUGUGGCUGAUGUUAUAUUGUUCAAUUCUAAGUACAAUCAAGAUUCAUUCUUGGACUCCAUAAGCAAAUUCAUGAAGCUGCAACCAGAUUUUCAUCCCAAGGACCUGAAACAGCAGAUUGCUCCAAAAUGUAGAGUUCUGUACUUUCCUAUAAAGUUCUCUUCAUUGGAAACUUCAGUAGAUACAAACAACAGAGUGCUUCACUUAGUGUGGCCACAUAGGUGGGAGCAUGAUAAAGAUCCUGAAACAUUCUUUCGAGUGUUGCUGAUGCUGAUGGAUGCUGGACUUAACUUCCAUGUGUCAGUGCUUGGAGAAUCAUUUUCUGAAGUUCCACCAGUAUUUGCUGAAGCAAGAACUCGUCUGGGCACUCGGGUUGUUGACUGGGGUCACCAGAAAACAAAGGAUGUAUAUUAUGAGAUACUUAGACAUGCUCAUAUUGCUAUAUCCACGGCUAAACAUGAGUUUUAUGGGGUUGCAAUGUUGGAAGCAACAUAUUAUGGAUGCUUUCCCCUGUGUCCAUAUACCUUGGUAUAUCCAGAGCUCUACCCAAAUGAAUGCCUGUACAAAAGUGAAGAACAGCUCUUAAAAAUGCUUGAGGACUUCUGUAAGAAACCAAGUUUGGCAAGACACAUGAGACGUAAUCUUAAAAUGGAUUUCAAACUUUUCAGUGCUGACUGUCUAAUCAGUGAAUAUAAGCAUGUUUUAUCACCACAGUGACACAGCAAAUACACAAAAUACAACACCAGUAUACUUCUUAGUUCACUAUAAAAACAGAAGAUACAUGCUAUACAAUCUGAGCUACUGACAGUGUUAUUAAAUAAACCACAAGUAAAUAAAAAACCGUAUACCUCAUAA
Molecule: messenger RNA, 1374 nt
Organism: Zootermopsis nevadensis
Lineage: Eukaryota; Metazoa; Arthropoda; Insecta; Blattodea; Termopsidae
Product: tRNA-queuosine alpha-mannosyltransferase
Source: RefSeq, a predicted model, not a curated record